Messenger RNA from Oncorhynchus nerka (sockeye salmon), 3796 nucleotides. Its product is annotated as Friend leukemia integration 1 transcription factor-like. Gene Ontology annotation, molecular function: DNA-binding transcription factor activity, RNA polymerase II-specific; sequence-specific DNA binding. Gene Ontology annotation, biological process: cell differentiation; regulation of transcription by RNA polymerase II. Gene Ontology annotation, cellular component: nucleus. The transcript is spliced from 10 exons. The record is from RefSeq and is a predicted model, not a curated record. Lineage: Eukaryota; Metazoa; Chordata; Actinopteri; Salmoniformes; Salmonidae. The coding region runs from base 269 to 1651 and encodes 460 amino acids.
AGUUGAUUUGCAACUCCGGCUCCCUCUCACACUAAACGCAACGAGAAGUGUUUCGCUCUCUUCCAAUUGGUUGCCGACUGGCGGCUCUCUUAUCACAGUAAGGUUCUCAUUCAUACACCCAGCCUUCUAAAAAUAACUUACUGUCAUCCAUGGUACUGACUUUGAAUAGACGGGACAAAUAAUUUCAAUUGGGGAAUAAUUCAACUGAAAGAAUAGACGACUGACAACAUAACGACAGUGUUGAAGACCUCUCGACCCUCUCGGUUCUAUGAACAUGUUUCAGACCGUGCCUGACACUUCGUCUUACGUCAAGGAGGCACUGUCAGUGGUGAGUGAAGACCAGUCCCUGUUCGAGCCUCCUUACGCUGCUGCUGCCCCUCUACCCAAGACAGACAUGACUGCAUCUGGCACACAGGACUACGUCCAGCCCCACAAAAUCCACCCAUUACCCCCUCAGCAAGAGUGGAUUAACCAGCCAGUCCGAGUCAAUGUCAAGAGAGAGUAUGACCACAUCAAUGGAUCCAGCAGGGAGUCCCCAGUGGACUGCAGUGUGGGGGGUAAAUGCAAUAAGCUGGUGGGGGGCAACGACACAUCUCAGAUGAGUUACGGAAGCUACAUGGACGAGAAGAAUGCUCCGCCCCCCAACAUGACUACCAAUGAGAGGAGAGUGAUCGUCCCCGCAGAUCCAUCGUUGUGGUCUCAGGAUCAUGUCCGCCAGUGGCUGGAGUGGGCCAUCAAGGAGUACGGCCUGCUGGAGAUGGACACGGCCAUGCUCCAAAACACAGACGGCAAGGAACUGUGUAAGAUGAACAAGGACGACUUCCUCCGACUCACCACCAUGUACAACGCUGAAGUCCUGCUCUCUCAUCUCAAUUAUCUCAGGGAAAGUAGCUCAUCAUUAUCCUACAACACUCCAUCUCACAUGGAUCAGUCUCCAAGCCUGGCUGCCAAAGAAGACCCAUCAUAUGAUGCUGUACGGCGGACUGGAUGGUCGAACAACAUGCACAAUGGAAAAGGCUCGCCGGUGGUCACACAGAACGUGUCCAAGUCCACUGAACAGCCCAGACCUCAGCCAGAUCCUUACCAGAUCCUGGGGCCCACCAGCAGUCGACUGGCCAAUCCAGGUUCAGGACAGAUCCAGCUGUGGCAGUUCCUGCUGGAGCUCCUGUCAGACAGCGCCAAUGCCGGCUGCAUCACCUGGGAGGGAACCAACGGAGAGUUCAAGAUGACUGACCCUGACGAGGUGGCGAGGCGCUGGGGCGAGAGGAAGAGCAAGCCCAACAUGAACUACGACAAGCUGAGCCGCGCCCUGCGCUACUACUACGACAAGAACAUCAUGACCAAGGUGCACGGCAAGCGCUACGCCUACAAGUUUGACUUCCACGGCAUCGCCCAGGCCCUGCAGCCCCACCCCACCGAGUCCUCCAUGUACAAGUACCCCUCGGACCUGGCAUACGUGCCCUCCUACCAUGCCCACCAGCAGAAGGUCAGCUUCGUGUCCCCACACCCUCCCUCUAUGCCCGUCACCUCUUCUAACUUCUUUGGACCCACCGCUCCAUACUGGAGCUCCCCAGGGGGCAUCUACCCCAACCACAGUGUCCCCCGCCACCCCAACUCCCACGUGCCCUCCCACCUGGGCAGUUACUACUAAACCCCACCGCACCGUGACAUCUUCCCCCAACCUCCCCUCCUCUCCCCAAAACCAACCACACCAGGGCUGACCUGCACUCUCGCAAUGAAAUUAAACUAAGACCGAGAGAAAGGGGGAUUCUCCGCCUCCACCCAAAGUCUGCUCUUAACUGGCAAAAUGAAGGACGCUAACUGAAGUAUAAAAAAAAACUGGAUGCUGUGAUCCAAAUGGAAUACUACUUAUUUACAAGACAAUACUGUUUCCAUGUUUCUUUUCUUUUGUUGAUGUGCGUAACAGUGCGUCUGUGUUUUUUCUGCCUUUCUGUCCCCUGAAAGCUGCACCCAUGGGCCAGUUCAGAGUGCCCCCAAAAUCUGGACACGGUUACCCACACAGACGCAGCCUUAUCAAGAGACCAUAGAGGCUCUCAUACCUACUGUGUGCCUGAUCACAGACAUGGACCCAUUCUCUAUGGGACUCAAUUUACAUUUUUCUCAUACAGUGAAACUCCUGCCUUGUUCCUUGUUUCCGUCUCUGGGGUCUCAGAUCCACAUCAUGUCUGUCUGCCUGAUGUUCUGUUAUCAGUUUGUCAGUCCGUCUGCAACUCUUUAUGUAUGGAACUGUGUUCAUCUGGAACUGUGGAGGAAGGGCUCCAAAGAAAAGGACUUCUCAGCACUGAAUGAAAAUGAAAUAUUGGCAACUGGAAUACGCCAUUGAUUCACACUUGACUUAUCCUCCAAACUGGAAGUAGGCGAGUUGGAGACCAGAGUUGGAUGUGAAGCACUGUAGCUAUGUUUUCAGGGGGCCACACACCAGUUGACUGUUGUUACAGUAACUAUGUUUGUCCUCUUCAGCCAUUGGUUCUUUCCAUUCCAGGACAUAAGUCAUUAUUAAUGUGAAUGCCCUCUGGUCCAUGGAACAAUUUGUAAGUCGCUCUGGAUAAGAGCGUCUGCUAAAUGACUUAAAUGUAAAUGUAAAUGUAACACAUCAUCAAUUUGACAAUCACAGUUGUUUCUAGAAGAGCUACGUGUCUCACGGUGGUCUCUCCCUCUUCUGUCCAGGCCAGUCAAGUGUCGACACAGAGUGACUUACCACAGCACUAUGUCGUGUCAUGUCAACCCUCACCUAACUGUCUCUGUGCAUUCAUACAGCACUGCCAUUUUAAAACGUGCAUUUUCAGAUGGUCAAAGUUUGUUGUAUGGAAGAAACAAGUGUAUUUAAACAGCUGAAUCUGGACUUUUGUCUCAGUACUUCUUGAAAAUAAAUGGUUUACUAAAUAAAGAACAAAACCAGUAAAGUAAGAAAGGAUGAAAACAGAGAAAUCCUCAGAUUCGCGAACGCUGUGCGUUUGUCAGACAUAUUUUUUAUUGUUUUGUGAACAUCGGUCAACUAGGCAUUAAAGCAACUUACUGUAUAAAUUAUGCAGAGUUAUUUUCAUAUGUGACACAGUUUUAAAAAGUCAAGAGAAUUAAUACGAGUUGACCUCGGUCAAAAAUGCAAUUUUUUUAAAGUCCGUUACUGAUAUGUAGUAUGUUCAACAUUUUGAAACGUUUUAUAUCUGUACAUUUGGGCAAUACAUUUUUACGUUUAUUUUUUAUUUUAUUUUUUAAAUUAGUGAACACAAGAUUUGUUCUAGUUAUAAUCAAAUACCACAAAUGCCUGCUUGAAUCAUAAUCCUAUACUUAUAGUCAAUCUGUUAUUCUGUAUAUACCAUGAUUAUGGUUGCUUUUAAUUCUAAAAUAGGCCAACAACACUUUCCAUGACUCAUACCAUUAAGCCAACCGCCCAGAAAUUGGCAGCUUUUGUCUGUGCCUUUAAAAUGGCCAGGUAUAUUAUGCAAAUGAGUGCAGACACCCCUAAUAUUCACUGGAAGCAUCUCUUGAAGCUCCAUUGGUUUAGUGGUUUGAACUAAAGGGAAUUUGUUAAAUUUAACAUGAAGGUAAUCAUCAAAAAUGUACCCUUUACGCCCACCUCUCAUAAAUAGUCAUGUUCAAUGAAAGGGAACUGUUCAUAUAUGCAAUGUAUUUUGGAUAUUAAAUAUAUAAAUAUGAUGUAAUUUUGCAAUUAACCAUUUUAUUAUUUUUGUAAUUCCUGCGAUGUAUUAAGUAAUACCUUUUGAAAUAGGAUUUUUUUGGGGGGACAAAAUAAAAGUUUUUACUUCUGAACAGA